AUGAGUGUAUCUAGUGAAGAAUUGAAUUAUAUGGUAUGGAGGUACAUGCAAGAGAUGGGCCAGGAACUGUCUGCUCUUGCAAUGCAAGAAGAGACCCGAGUUCUGGAUUUUGAUCAACGUUAUAAGGAACAUAUCCCAGUAGGACAACUUGUUGAUUUGGUACAGAAAGGGAUACUAUAUACUGAAAGUCAGCUUUUAGCAUCGAACGUUGAGGAAUUGGGGAAAUCAACUUUUCAUGAACGUCAAACAUAUUUUAAUGAAAAGUUCAAUUUAGCUAAUGCAUUAAGGAUUAAUAUUGAAGAAACCCCAGAGAUUAAAUCUACAGGAAGAUUCGCUUUGGAAAAUGAAGCAGAGGAAAAAAUUACUGAUGAAGAAGUGAAACAGUCAUUGAACGAGACUAUAUCUGUUAAACAAUAUGUUGAUGGAGAGACAAGCUCAGUACCGUCAAAUGGUAUAUCCACUACUCCAACUACAGCUAUGAACACACAAACUACAGUGACUAAUAUGGCUGGCUAUAACUUUCCACCCGUUAAUGCUAUUGGUCUCAAUAGUUCAGUUUCACUGGGUAAAAUUAGUCAAUUGUAUGAAUUCAAGACUCCUGUUGUUACUUGUGAAUGGCACCCAACCAAUCCAUUGUUGUUAUGUUUGGGACAAGAGGACUCAGUGGCCCAGUUGGUAACAUUUGAUGAGUCACAUAAUAAAGUGACCACUACGAAAGAGUUAAGACAUCCAUUUGCAUUAAGUUCAACUUCAGGCAAGAGUACCAACAAGGUCACAUGUUUGGCAUGGUCACCUGAAGGGCAUAUGGUGGUGACUGGGGUUGAAAAUGGUGAAAUUAGGUUAUGGAACCAAGAGGGCCAACUACAAAACGUGUUUAAUUUCCAUAGAUGUCCCGUGAUUUGUAUGUCGUGGAGUCCCGAUUCGCACCAUUUUGUCAGUAUGGAUGUUGAUAAUGUUGCUAUUCUAUGGGAUGUAAGUUCAGGGACCGUUUUACAACAUUACGAAUUAAAAUCAUCUGGGUCAGGAAAUACAGAGUCCGUUGGUGUAGAUAUAGAAUGGGUUGACGAAAGAAGAUUUGUUCUACCUGGAAUUGGAGGCGCUAUAAAUGUCUAUGAAACCACAGAAAGUAAGGCUGUUGGGAAACUAAUGGGUCAUCAGGGAGCUAUCAGUUGUUUAACGUUCCAUCCUACCAAGAAACUAUUAGCAUCAGCAGCUGAUGAUUUUACCAUCCGUGUAUGGCACGGAAGCAACAGUAACUCCACACAUUGUUUCUAUGGUCAUACACAGGCAAUCACUUCUCUCCAAUGGAUCAAUGAUGAUCUGUUAAUCAGUGCCUCCAUGGAUGGGUCUGUCCGUAUAUGGUCGGUUGUUCAGAAUCUAAUGCAAGGUCUACUGAUGUUGGAAGGUGUCCCUGUAUUUGUUGGUAAACUCACUCACGACCAUAACCGAUACAUCGCAGGUACAAUGGAAGGGCAUGUAUAUGUGGCUGGAAUAUCUGAAUUUGCCAAACUAAUAGAAUCAAACAACAACGAAUUGCAACUUCCAUUAGCAAUCCCGAUCGUAUCAAGAGAUGAUACACAACAUAACGGCAAGGGCAGUGUCAACGAUCUCUCCUGCUCCAUAGACGGACACACCAUAGCCACAGGUUACGCCAACGAACCAGGAACAUUGCUGAUCAUACCAGCAUCGAAAUAA
This is a messenger RNA of Maudiozyma barnettii, 1695 nucleotides long. It is a transcript of the gene SIF2, whose product is annotated as Sif2p. Gene Ontology annotation, molecular function: protein binding; transcription corepressor activity. The transcript has a single exon. The record is from RefSeq and is a predicted model, not a curated record. Gene Ontology annotation, cellular component: Set3 complex. Bases 1 to 1695 code for a protein of 564 amino acids. Gene Ontology annotation, biological process: regulation of transcription by RNA polymerase II. NCBI's taxonomy places the organism in Eukaryota, Fungi, Ascomycota, Saccharomycetes, Saccharomycetales, Saccharomycetaceae.